This is a messenger RNA of Diabrotica virgifera virgifera (western corn rootworm), 6796 nucleotides long. Its product is annotated as uridine phosphorylase 1. NCBI's taxonomy places the organism in Eukaryota, Metazoa, Arthropoda, Insecta, Coleoptera, Chrysomelidae. Gene Ontology annotation, cellular component: cytosol; cytoplasm. The transcript has 8 exons. The record is from RefSeq and is a predicted model, not a curated record. Bases 268 to 1380 code for a protein of 370 amino acids. Gene Ontology annotation, molecular function: uridine phosphorylase activity. Gene Ontology annotation, biological process: uridine catabolic process; nucleotide catabolic process.
UGCAUCAGCUGCUAUCUGUUUAUUAAGUUACAUGUGCGUAGUCUGACAGCCCCGGUGUUUCAUAUUUUUCUGUUGAUUUUGAUAGUUUUCUGUUAGUUCGUGAAUGUGAAUAUUGUAUUUAUUUAUCAGCAAAAAUAGAAAAAAGGUGUUACUGAAUCAUUUAUUACACCAGUGAUAACGUUUGUCAGUAUUUUGCGGUUGUGUAUUUAAGAAAAUUACUCUAGUUGAUUAGAAUAUUUAUACUAGUUGAAGAAUCUGUGAUAAAUCAUGUAUACGAAUGGGAAUGGUGUCUGUUCUACCAAUGGUCAACAUAAACAUUUAGAUGUUCCUGGACAAAAGGAACAUCACGAAGAUGAAAAUGGAACAAAUGGAAACGACAAAGAGGCUACCAGAUACCCAGAUGGAUCCGUACGAUUACGAAACCCCCACAUCGAACUUAUGGACCAAGACAUUUUAUAUCAUCUAGCUCUGGGAAGCGAGUCUCACGAUCUUAUUGAAAUGUUCGGUGAUAUCAAAUUCGUGUGUAUGGGAGGAACACCAAAGAGAAUGGAAAAUUUUGCCGAAUAUAUCAUGAAAGAGAUUGGCCAUAAAUUACCAACUGGAACUCAGUUAAUGGAUAUAAGUCAGUAUUCUUAUCGCUACAGUAUGUACAAAGUGGGGCCUGUAUUAUCUAUUAGUCACGGCAUGGGUGCCCCAUCCAUUGGUAUCCUUCUUCACGAAGUGAUAAAACUAAUGUACCACGCGAAAUGUAGGGAUCCAAUUUUCUUUAGGAUUGGAACGUGUGGAGGCAUUGGUCUUGAAGGAGGUACCGUAGUCAUUUCUGACGAUGCAGCUGAUGGAAUGAUGAAUAAAUAUUAUCAAGUGCCAAUUCUUGGAAAAAUUACUAAAAGACCUGCAAAAUUGGACAAAAAACUAGUUCGGGAACUCAAAGCCUUAGCAAAUUCUGAAGAUCCUUAUGACACCGUGACGGGUACCACCAUGUGUGCUGAUGAUUUCUAUGAAGGCCAAGGAAGAUUAGAUGGAGCAUUCUGUGAAUAUACCGAAGCUGAAAAAAUGGAAUACUUGGAACGGUUAGUAAGCAACGGAAUCAAAAACAUUGAAAUGGAAGCUACUACAUUUGCUGCUCUUACUCACCACGCUGGAAUCAGCGCCGCAAUUGUUUGCGUCACUCUUCUGGAUAGAUUAAAAGGAGAUCAGGUGGCAACUCCAAAGGAGGUACUUACCGAAUGGCAACUCAGACCUCAGAUACUAGUAGCCCGAUACAUCAAGAGGUAUUUACAAACCAAAGGCCGAAUAUCAUUCGACGGACAUGGAUCUAUGGCUGUGAAGAGUCCAAGACGUUUCAAACUUGUUCAACAAGAAUCCCAAACGUUUGAAUAAACUAAUUUAUUUGCAUUUAGAUGUUUGUGGGCAUAAGAUGCUAAUACCGGACGUCUCAUAAUAUAGAAAAUAUUAUAAUACUGACUUUAUAAAAGUCUUUUAAGGUGAUAAUCUUAAUAUUUAUUAUCAUGUGUACAUUGUGCUUGCAGGAAUGUAGUUAUUAUAUUUUAAAAGUGAUUGAAUAUGGGACGUCCGGUAUGUUAAUUUUUCUUCUUGAGUUAUGGAACUUGGAUUCUAAGAUUUUAAAUCAUUCAGGAUUUGUACUAAUUAACGGAAAACGCGGAGAUACUGUUAAAGAUUUUCUGAUACUGUUACACAUUGUUCUUCCAAACCUUUAAACGAUUAACUGAUAACUAUAGACAACAAAAGAUGCGUGGAAGUGUAUGCUAAGUGCAGUUUGAGGUCUCGUCACAAUGGCACUUAGAAAGAAUAGGUCUCCUGGAAUUAUGCAGGUAGUACGCAGACAUUGUUUUUAAGUCAGUUACGAGUUUCUCUUCUACUGUGUGAUAGGCUGCUGUCAGAUCGACGAAAGCAGCCCCUGUUAUGUUUUUCUUUGAAGCCCUCUUCAAUAUGUUCUAUUAAUGGUAGGGAUGUUCGAUAUUCACCAAAGUAUCGAUACGUAUUGUUAGGUUCUGUAUCGAUACCCUAUGAUAUCGUAAUCAAAAGUAUCGAUAUUGCAAGUAUCGAUACAAAAUAUCGACAUCUUUAUUCUGACAUGUACGCAUGCGCAGUAUGGUGUCCGUCCCUUAUUUUUGUCCUGUAAUAAAAUGCAGACCACCUGGCCCACCCACCUAUAAUAUUCAAAGAAAAUAAAGGACAAACUUUGGAAGGAAAAUAAAGGACAAAGAAUUCUCCAAACCGGUGUUGCAAAACGUAUUGCAUAAAAUAAGGAGUUGAAUUUUCGAUACGAUAUUAUGAUUCAGUGUAUCGAUACACAGUAUCGAUACCAACUAAUGUAUCGAUACAAAAUAUCGAGUAUCGAAAUAUAAAGUAUCGAUACCUCAAAGUAUCGAUACGUAUCGAACAUCCCUAAUUAAUGGGAAGACUUGACCGGUGCAAGAUUUGCCGGGUCUGAAUCCUCCUUUUUGUGGUAUGAGGUGCUUUUCCACAUUUUUUUCUUUUCUGGCCAGGUUGAGUCUCUCGUAUACCCAAUUGGAAAAAGUGACACAAUAGGGAAAUCGGUAUGUAGCUACUGGGAUUUUCCGAGUCCUUUUUGGAUCCUAAGAUCCAUUUUUUGCUCCUUGGCAUAGAUUCUGUAUUUUUGUUGACUGUCAUUCACACCUGCAUCUUUUCCGUUUUUUAAUCAGUUCAUACCUUCGUGGAAUGUUUUUAGUAUAAAUGGAGUUCCUAGGUGGUGUGUUUCCUAGAAAUAGAAAUAAAAAUAAAACGUAGAAUAGCAAUGACUAAAACUACUUUUAUGAUAAUGAAGUUUACAAUAAUCAUCUCAGUUAUAGUCUAAGAGCUAGUGAACCCUCCGACUAACGGUCGUCCUGUAAGGCUAAAAAUUUUUUUAGUGAUAAUUCAUAGCACACCAAGGAUAAAAACCAUGACCUGGCAGGCCUCAGCGGUGCACGUGUAUCUACCAGGUGAAUCGAAAAGUGCAAAUUUAGGGGGUAAAAUAAACUUUCCCCUGUACGGUUUAAAUUUAAGUAUGUGUUUGAGUAAGUCAUUCAGAAGAAAUGUGUACAAUGACAGGCGAUUCUGAAGAGCAUAAGACCUUGCCAGGCGAGGGGAAAGAUUAGGGGUUUUUCCUAAAAUGAUUCUUUUUGCAUCGAACAAUUUUUUUUAGGUUUUUUGAAUCAUUUCAAACAGAAAACGUCUUUAGUGAUUUUUCUCUUAAGUUAUUAGUUUUUGUUAUAUGAGCGAUUGAAAAUUUUGAAAAUUGAGAAAUCGGCCAUUUUUAACCCUAAAUCGGACAUUUAUCUAAAAAUUUCAAUGUUGCCAAGGUACGUAGAUAUUCUUUAAAUAUUGAUUGAUGAAAUCCCGAAGAGUUUUUUGCAAUAAAAUAUCGAAAACCCCUUUGAUUUUUUAAUUGCUAAUCAAGCGUGUGCGACACUGUAGUAUAAGUGAGGACGUUUGAGUUUGCAUAAAUUCAUUAUCUCGAGAAUAAGCAAAUUUCAAGAGAAAUCCUCAGACAGGUCGAUUUUUAUUUUUGAAUUAGGACUUUUUGGCAUAUAUAUAAUACUAGUGACGUCAUCCAUCUGGGCGUGAUGACGUAAUCGAUGAUUUUUUUAAAUAAGAGUAGGGGUUGUAUGAUAGCUCAUUUGAAAGGUUAUUUAAUUUUCUAUUCAAUAGUAUAAACAUUAACAUAAUUAUUUAUACAGGGUGUACAAAAACAAUUUUCUUCUAUUUGUCAAAUUUAAUCAAAGUUAAUUUAAUAAAAAAAAAUUUUUGUACACCCUGUAUAAAUAAUUAUGUUAAUGUUUAUAUUAGUAAAUAUAAAAAUUCAAUAAACUUUCAAAUGAGCUAUCACACAACCCCUAUUCUCAUUUAAAAAAAAUCAUCGAUUACGUCAUCACGCUCAGAUGGAUGACGUCACUAGUAUUAUAUAUAUGCCAAAAAGUCCUACCUAAUUUAAAAAUAAAAAUCGACCCGUCUGAGGAUUUCUCUUGAAAUUUGCCCGUUCUCGAGAUAUGAAUUUAUGCAAACUCAAACGUCCUCACUUAUACUACAGUGUCGCACCUGCUUGAUUAGCAAUUAAAAAAACAAAGGGGUUUUCGAUAUUUUAUUGCAAAAAACUCUUCGGGAUUUUAUCAAUUAAUGUUUAAAGAAUAUCUACGUAUCUUGGCAACAUUGAAAUUUUUAGAUAAAUGUCCGAUUUAGGGUUAAAAAUGGCCGAUUUCGCAAUUUUCAAAAUUUUCAAUCGCUCAUAUACAAAAACUAUUAACUUAAGAGAAAAAUCACUAAAAACGUUUUCUGUUUGAAAUGAUUCAAAAAACCUAAAAAAAAUUGUUCGAUGCAAAAAGAAUAAUUUUAGGAAAAACCCCUAAUUUUUCCCCUCGCCUGGCAAGGUCUUAUGCUCUUCAGAAUCGCCUGUCAUUGUACACAUUUCUUCUGAAUGACUUACUCAAACACAUACUUAAAUUUAAACCUUACAGGAGAAAGUUUAUUUUACAUCCUAAAUUUGCACUUUUCGAUUCACCUGGUAGAUACACGUGCACCACUGAGGCCUGCCAGGUCAUGGUUUUUAGCCUUGGUGUGCUAUGAAUUAUCACUAGAAAAAUUUCUAGCCUUACAGGACGACCGUUAGUCGGAGGGUUCACUAGCUCUUAGACUAUAAGAACUAAGACAAAGAAUGGUUAAGUGCUAUGUUUGGUCCGUACUUUUGUAUAGUGCAGAAGUGUGGACGCUAAAAGUAUCGAUCAUGAACAGAAUUGAAACAUUGGAAAUGUGGAUUCAUAGGCGGAUUCUGAAGAUACUUUGGACAGCAAGGAAAACUAAUGAAGAAGUACUAAAGAGGGUCAACAAAGAUAGAGACCUGCUAAAGACUGUUUAAACAUCGAAAAAUGUCUUACCUGGAACAUAUAGUGAGGGGAAGUCGAUAUAAAAUAUUACAACUGAUCUUUAAAUGCAAAAUAGAGGGCCGUAGAGGUGUAGGAAGAAAACUUGUUUCUUGGUUAAAAAACAUUCGUGAAUGGACUCAGACAAAUGCAGGAUAACUAUUCCAUAUUGCAGAAGAUCGAGAAGCCUUCGCAACGGUGAUCGCCAACGUCGGAUAAUUCUGAUAUGGCACGUGAAGAAGAAGAAGAAGGUGGUGUGUCUCAUGAUUCAGUCUUCUUCUAGUGUUUGGCUCUUUAUAUAGGUUAUUAGUUCUUCCAUUCACAAGGAGUUAAGUAGCGACUUGGUUUGCUGUAACCUUGAUGAUAUAAAGUGAAAAUGGGAAAGAUAUGCAAAGCAGAACAGUGUGUAUUUUCUUCCUUUAUGCCGUAUAUGUUUCGAUUGAACGGAUAGAUGGACAAAAACUAUUUAGAGUUGGACAAACUUGUGGAUGUACGCAUGCUUUGCAAAUGUCGUGUUUGUUACAAGAUAAUAGUCCACAGUACAUCGUCCUUUUUGUAAGAUGAUUACAAAAGUCUUAAAAUGGUCUUAACUGCUUCGUUAGAGCGAGUCUGCCACUUUCUGAAACAUUUCAGAGUGCAGGUUGGACGUGUUUCCGCGUCAUUACAAUAUUGACGUUGUCGGACUAAUGAAACAAGGCUGUAAAUUUGUCGGACAAGAGAUCGGCAAUAUUUAUUAAUUAAAUAUAAGUAUGUACCUAUUUUCAAUUGAAAAUUAAGAGUGAAUAACAAAACUACCGCGCUAGAGUGGUCAGAUAAAAAUAAUUUAUUUUAUUUUAACGUAUAAUCUUUUGAUUAAAAUUAAAAUUUUUAUAGUUUUGCAAUAACAAAACCUAACCGCGCUGGAGCUACAGGCAUUUUUAAGACUUUUGUAAGCAUCUUCCAAAAAGAAUGAUGAACUGAGGACUAUAAUGUCAAAUCUCCAUUAGCAGUGUCUCCGAUGUUAUAAUACAUAUUUCAAAUUUAGAUUAUCUAGUUUAUUUUUUUUUACAUUUUACAAAUUUCAAUUGUUAACAAUUUUACUAUUUUAAAUAACUAAAUACUGAUUGCUUUAAGUCAAUUUUUCUAGGUAGUACUUCAAACAUUCCUAAAUAAUAAUUAUUUAUUUACAUAUUUUAGUUGUUUUUAUUGAUAGUAAACUUGUAAAUACAUAUUCAACUCUUGUUGUAUGUAUCAACUGUUCUAGGGCUUUUGAUGAUCCUUAUAGAUGAAGUGUUCUUACCAUGUACUAACUCUUCUUCUCUGGAUUGUCCUGUUUUUUAAGAAUUUAACUCUGUUGUCGCUAAAAAUGGCUAAAUAUUUAUUAUCCAAACAUAUCAUACUGAGACUACGUUGUUCACAAAAAAUCAGUCGAGACCACUUAUAUAAACUCAUAAUAUUAAAUGUAGCUAUUGUUAUUACUUAAGUGAACGCAAACAGAGCCCAGAAGAGCAGAAAUAUCUUAGCAUGCUUUUUCAUUACACCUUAGAGAACCGUCAGAAAAAUCCUAAUUAGAAAAACUAGGUUUGUUCCAACCCGCCACAAAAACCGUUAUUGAACGGUUACGAGUAUGCACAGUAACGAAAAAUGUGUUAUUUACUGCGCCUAAUUAUUCGUUAUUGUGCAUGCGCGUAACGAUUCAAGAACGGUAAUGUGACGGGUUGGAACAAACCUCUUGUGAAAUCAAAUUGACAUUUUAUGAUUUGUAAAGUAUUAAGUUAGCAGCAAGCGUCAUUUAAAUCUAAAUUCCUCAACCUCUCCUACUCUAAUUACGAUUUUUUUGGCGUCUCGUUACUACACUUCAAACAGGGUUUAGGUUAAAAUAAAUGAGAAUUUUUAUUUAUAAAUUAUUUUAUGUAAUAUUAAAAGUUACAUGCUUG